Homalodisca vitripennis (glassy-winged sharpshooter) is the source of this 1487-nucleotide messenger RNA. Its product is annotated as alpha-crystallin A chain-like. The transcript is spliced from 3 exons. Gene Ontology annotation, biological process: protein refolding; response to heat. NCBI's taxonomy places the organism in Eukaryota, Metazoa, Arthropoda, Insecta, Hemiptera, Cicadellidae. Gene Ontology annotation, molecular function: protein folding chaperone. The record is from RefSeq and is a predicted model, not a curated record. The coding region runs from base 251 to 745 and encodes 164 amino acids.
AUCAUAUUGAAUGUAAAAAAGGUUCUCUUUCUUCCCGCCAAAGUAGCAAUAUAACAAUCUAACAAAAUUCUAAACUCAAGACGGUAUUGACUCAUUUGGUGCUUCACACUUCACAGUAAAAGGCUGAUUAAUUAUUAGUAACAGCAUCAACAUCAUCUUAGUUACUGAAGAGCGUAAUCGGGCUUUCUAUAGAUUUAACCUGAUACCUCAUUAGGCAGAGUGACUUUGAUCAGACAUCUUUAACUUUGUCAUGAUGCAAGAUAUUCUUCACAUGAUGAAUAAACCUAUCUUCCUUGAUCGUAAUUUUGGGAGUUUAAUUUCCUCUCCAUUCUUCUAUUCAAGACCUCAUCGUCUUGUCAGUCCUGAGCAGAGUGGCACAUCCAAAAUUCUAACUGACAAAAAUAAUUUCAGAAUCAGUUUGGAUGUGCAACAGUUUAAACCAAAUGAACUGAGCGUGAAAGUAGUAGAUGACUUUGUGGUCAUCGAAGGUAAGCAUGGAGAGCAAACUGAUGAUUAUGGUUUAGUUUCACGCCAAUUCACCCGGCGUUACAGGCUGCCUCCUGAUGUUGAUGCUGAAGCUCUUCAGUCCUCUCUGUCCUCAGAUGGAGUCCUUCAGGUAGAAGCUCCCAAGAAGCCUCCUGUGCAGGGAUCGGAACGUAUUGUUCCUAUUGUUGCUACUAGGAAACCAUCUACUCCAUUGUCAAGUCCUCUUCAACCUGAGAAGAAGGCUAAAAUUCAAAAUUAGAACUAACUUAACAUUGCUGAUCCUUUAAUUCUUUCCAAAAGAAAUUUCAUUAGUAGUUUCAUAAUGGCAUUUGGUGUCCUCCAAUAUCAAAUAAUAUUUGAAAUUGUGUGUGAGAUUUCAAGUUUUAGUAAAUUAGUAAGUAGGUAUAUUUAUGCUUCACCAGUUAACACAAUUAAAAGUUGUUUCUAAAAUUUAAUAUAAAACAAUGAACAAGUUAAAUCUAUAGAUGUAAAAGAAGAGAAGCAUUGUAUAACAUUUAAUGUUUAUCUGAUAAUAAUUAAUAAAUCCUAGCUUUAUUGUAGUUGAGUCUCAUGUUAAUUGAUACAGGUAUGUAUAAGAUGCUAUUGCAUUAGAGUCUAAUCAUCUGAGACCAUACUUACUCUCUUAUUUUUGAGUGACUGCACUUUGUCUAUUGCAAAAAAAGUAUCGAAGAUCACAUUCAGUAGUAUAAAGUAUUAUUUUCAUGAUAGUUGAAUUUUUUAUAGCUAUAUACAAGAUAAACUUAAAUUUUUAAGUAAUGAACAGAAACCAUUUUGUAAUAGAGCUAAUAAAAAAGACUGUUUUAAGACUGAUAGUUAUAAGAUGUUUUUAUUGUUAAGUGAGCUGUAAUUGCUGCUGUGAAUGAUUUUAAAAGUAGUUUUAAUCUAGUACUUAAAUGAGUUUGUAUAAAGUUAAGGCAUUUGUUAUGUUUGUACACCGUGAGUAUCCUCAUAUUAAUAAUAUAAUUUCCUUAAAACAUUAA